AUGUCCAGCUACGUGGGUAUCUGCGUAGGCCUCGCGAGAUAUGGCAUUUGCGCUGCCGUAUUCUACUUUCUCUAUCUUUACAUUUACCGCAUUCUACUUCAUCCGCUGAGAAAACACCCCGGACCCAUCCUCGCGAAGCUAUCUGACGCCUAUGCUGGAUACUUCGUUUUGCUACAGAGACUGCACCUCGCUACGCGGGAGAAUCAUCUCAAGUACGGUGUGUACAUGUCAAGCCCGCUUCAUGGUAACGAAGCUCACUUAUCAUCACAGGCCCCAAUAGUCAGGCACGGCCCGGAGAGACUUGUGUUCAAUUCAGUCCCGGCCUUACAAGGUGAAUCCAUCCCCAAGAUUACCACCCACGGUCGUUUCGCUAAUCUUGAAGACAUCUACUUGAACGAUCGGGUGGGAAAGUCGUUCGUUUAUGACCUGACCAGGCAAGCUAAUGGCACAGUCAAUAUCUUCAAUGCCAUCGACAAGAACGUCCACCGCCGCAAGCGGCGAUUCGACGACAACAUUCGUGGGCCACAUAUGUUGACGGGUCUCGAGCCCUUUGGGCUUUGCGAUCUCAUGUCUAGGGGGUUCGAGGUCGACAAUGGUACUUUACAGGAUCCUCGUGCCUUGAUACUGUUGUCGGCACUGGUUGCAGAGCAGGAAGCCAGCACUGCUAGCCAAGGGGGACCGCGACGCACGGCACAUGUAGCCACUACUCCCUGGCUGAAAGUUCUUCAAUUCAGCGUCGGAGCGGCCCUCGUGUCUGAAGUUGACGCAGGCUCGCUACGAGCGGCAGUUUUACGUCUUUUACGGAAAAGGGUUUCGAAACUCGUCUUGAUUCCCCUGGACCAUGUUGAUGGCCACAAGGCGCUGGCGCAAUUGGGUAUGGACAGCAUGCUCGCGGCCGACUUCGGAGCCUGGUUUUGGAAUACUUUCAAGGUGGACGUACCAUUCCUGGACCUUUUGAGCACAACGAUGAGUCUUGAAGAUCUGUCUGUUCUCGUGGAGAAGAAACUCACCGAUGUCCAAGAAGGUUAA
Molecule: messenger RNA, 1029 nt
Organism: Anthostomella pinea
Lineage: Eukaryota; Fungi; Ascomycota; Sordariomycetes; Xylariales; Xylariaceae
Source: the annotation of a GenBank genome assembly